CCGCCUCCUCAUACGCCCGUUAAAACACUCCCCCACCUCUGGGCCGCCGGGGCCCACCCAUCGCCGUCGCCACCCUCCCCACCCCAUCGGCCUCGCCGGCCGCCGCAGAUGGGCCAGCCGCGGCGGCGCGGCAACCCGCACGGCCACCACCUCCGGUGCCCGCGCCGCAUUGCGCUGCCGGCGGCCGCGCUGGCCCUGCUCUUCCUCGCCGUCACGCUCCUCGCGGCCUCAUUCCUCUUCGCGCCGCCGCUCGCGGACCUCCGCCCCGGCCUCGCCGCCUCCUCCACCUCCCGCCGGUUCCUCCGCCGCUCCCCGACGAACGGCUCCGCCGGCGAAUUGAUGGGCUCCGAGAGCGGCGGGCCGUUCAUUGUUCCGACACACGGAUGGAUUCGGCAGGAUGAUCUUUGGCGCUCAAAGCUUGCUAGCAACUUCUAUGGAUGCAGCAACUGUAGCAGUAAAUUUCCUGAUUCCAGCAUUACUACACAACCGGAUCGAUUCCUAAUUGUUGUUACAAGUGGAGGCCUCAAUCAGCAGAGAACAGGGAUAGUUGAUGCUGUAGUUGCUGCACGCAUUUUAAAUGCUACACUUGUUGUUCCCAAAUUGGAUCAAACAUCUUUCUGUGCAGCAUUGAGUAUAAAAGAAAUGUGCGUGCAGGCACCUAUUCCAUGGAAUUCAGCUGUGGCAAAGUCAUCAAGUCCGCCGUGAACAAUGUAUGCGAAGGUUCUCAAGCAAUGUAGUAUGCAUGGGCUGACAUGCUGCCCCUAUUUUUAUUAUGAAUCACUUUAUUGGCAAUUGAUAUAUAAAUAUGGUAGGGUUUGAACAAUCUAUUAUAUCUUAUUAUUUGGGGAACAAAAAGAGCCUUCACGUUU
This is a messenger RNA of Panicum virgatum (switchgrass), 869 nucleotides long. Its product is annotated as O-fucosyltransferase 6-like. The coding region runs from base 109 to 705 and encodes 198 amino acids. The record is from RefSeq and is a predicted model, not a curated record. The transcript has 6 exons. Lineage: Eukaryota; Viridiplantae; Streptophyta; Magnoliopsida; Poales; Poaceae.